GUCCUCGGUGUGAGGAACUGGUUUAGCGACAUUGAUUUGAAGUGUUCUGAAGGGAUAAGGCGGAGAGCACCAGACGAGUAUCGCGGUUUACUUAAAACAGGUAUAAUGCUUCAAGUUUGCAACUGUAUUGGCUACGCAAGUUUCAGCUGCAGGUAAAUAUGGAACUCAUGUCGUUCAAGUUUUAGACUUAGCACUAGUAACCUACUAGAACUGUAUAUAAUGCUUUGGCGUCUUCAUUGCCGAAAAGGAAACAGACUACUGUAAAUUCGCUUCUCUUUUGCAUUGUGGUUAUCGCCGAAAAGUAGCCUACAAACUCAGCAAACGAAUUUUAGUUUUUUGACACAACACUUAAGUUUUCUGAAUGGAAACGAAACCACUGCUCACUGGAAGCACGGGCCAAAGAUCGGCAGACUACGGCUUUUGCUCUGGUAACCCUCCAAAAGCAAGGCGGCUGUCAUACUCAGCGUCUGGACAUUCCUGCUAUGUUGACUGGGAAGAUGAGGGACUUCCCAUCCAGCAAGCUGUUGUGUUCAUCGAAGAUGCCAUACAGUAUCGAUCCAUCAAUCAUCGAGUGGAUUCACGAUCCCUUUGGCUGUAUAGAUGGUACUAUUCCAGGAUCUAUCAAUGGGGUCUGGGUACAGUUAUUGCCCUCAUCCUGGUCUUAGCCUUCAUCGAGAGGCCGUCUUCACUCACGGCCUCCUCUGACCUUCGCUACAAAGAGCCCCACUGGGAGCCUGCGUGUGGCCUGACCGAGAGUAUCGAGAUGUUCUGCUUCUUGGUCUUCGCUCUUGACCUCACCCUGAAGGGUUAUCUGAUUGGCUGGGAUGAGUUCCGGAAGAACAAGUGGCUGAUUGGCUACAUGGUGGUCCUUGCAGGAUCUCUCAUUGAUUGGACAUUGUCGCUGAGCAUGGUUUGCGAAGAGCAUUUUAGAAUCAGAAGACUUAUUCGUCCCUUCUUCCUACUUCAAAAUUCAUCACUGAUGAAGAAAACCUUGAAAUGCAUCAAAAGGACAUUGCCGGAAAUUGCAAGUGUUAUCCUCCUCCUGGCGCUGCACUUGUGUCUCUUCGCCAUGUUCGGCAUGCUGCUGUUCACCAGGGGAGAGGACCCAGCAAAGAAUGAAGAGUGGAGGGUGUAUUUCAGGAACUUUCCUCAGUCACUGACAUCGUUACUUGUGCUAUUAACCACUGCAAAUAAUCCUGAUGUGAUGAUACCAGCCUACUCUUUAAACCGAGCGUACUCCAUCUUCUUCAUCCUCUUCAGUGGGUUUGGAACCUACUUCUUAAUGAACCUGCUCACUGCAAUCAUAUACAACCAAUUCAGGGGAUACUUACUGAUGUCCAUCCAGACGUCCAUCCUGAGGAGACGGCUGGGGAUCCGGGCGGCCUUCGAGGUGCUGAGCUGCCCAGCGCAGGGAACGUCUCGAUCUGAAGACGAUGUGGCGAGUGUGAAGGUGGAGACAGUCCUGCAGGUGAUGACCCUGGUGCAGACAAAGUCCUACUACAGACAAGCGAUUGUCGCGAAAGUCCGGCAGCUGCCCGCUGGCGACAUCCAGAGGGAGGCCUUUCAAAUGCUGUUCGAUGAGCUGGACACAGACAGGAUUAAAGAGCAUCCUCCACUGCCAGAGUACAGCUCUACUUUCAUGCAGAGACUCCAGUUCAUCUUUAGCCACUACUAUGUGACGGUGGCAGGGAACAUCAUUGCCCUGGUCAACAUUGUGUGCAUUUGUGUCGUACUCUUGGUGGAGUCAGAGAAGCCUCUCUCGGAGAGGAAUGACUAUGCUUUUGAGGUCAUCAACUGUUUCUUCAUUGUAGUAUACCUGCUUGAGAUGGUGCUGAAGAUGUUGGCAUUUGGAGUCAGGGGCUAUAUUUCUUACAAAAAUAAUAUAUUUGAUGGCUUGAUGACAAUCAUCCUUCUGGCUCUCCAGAUCUCAAUAUUUGCCACAUACAAAGUUUCAUAUCCUCACUGGUUGUCUCUGUGGGAACUGGUCCGCCUGGUCAACAUGCUCAUCAUCUUCCGCUUCCUCAGGGUCAUUCCCAACAUCAAGCUGACGGCCCUUGUAGCCAGCACACUUGUGGAUCUGGUGAAAAACCUCAGAGCUUUUGCUGGAAUUUUAGUGGUGGUGUACUACAUGUUUGCUGUCCUGGGAAUCUGGCUAUUCCAGGGAGUAAUUCCAGCUCCAGGGAAUAUGAGCCUGACCACUACCAACUUCAGCAUAGAAUGUGGCACAUACGAGCAGCUGGGCUACUGGCCUAACAACUUUGAUGACUUUGCUUCCACCCUGGUGCUUCUCUACAACAUCAUGGUAGUGAACAACUGGCAGGUAUUCCUGGAUGUUUACGCCAGAUUCACGGGUAGCGGGUGGUCAAAGCUGUACUUUGUGGCCUGGUGGCUAACCUCAUCAGUCAUGUGGGUGAACCUGUUUGUGGCUUUGAUUCUGGAGAACUUCAUCUAUAAGUGGGACCACACCAGCUCUGCAUCAGAGAUGGAGAGCACUAGAUUGCAGACAACAGUCCAGCUUAUGUUCAGAGAACACAUACAAGAGCCUACUGAGGAGGAGCUAAUGUGUCAGCUGUGCCAGCACCCCCACCUAAACCUUAACCAGUGACAGCAUCUGCACAAACACCUCACCACCAACACACUCUCCAUGCCCCACGCUGCUCUACUACACACAAUAGCACAUUGGUGUAAUGGUGGGAGGUAUCAAACGGGUCUUGACUGCAAGCUCCAUGUUGGUCAGCUGCGGGCUGCACACUGGUCAUUUGGCCUCCUAAGUGAACCAGAGGUGUGAAAUUGCAGUUCAAUCGUGCACUUUAUUCUCUUUUUUUAUUUGAUUGAGUAUGUUGACAGAUGACAAAUGUAUGCCGAUUUGCUCAUAUUUCAUAUUUAAGUGUACUCAAAGCCAAAGUCUGGGAUGCUGUAUUUUUAAAUAUGCUUUAAUAUGCAAAAAGGGACUACUCAAUUUCUUAAUCAGUGGCUUGUAUUCAGUCAACAUUUGUCAUUUACUUUGACACAUUUUCUUCUAUCAUGGCUUGGCGACUUGCAAUCACUGUGUACUUGCAAGCUGUGAAGAAAGUCGUUUUCUUUUUAAUUGUUUGUCACAGUUAAGCACAAAUGUCGAUUGAAUCACAGCUAUAGUGUGUAACUGUGUGUGAUGAUAUAGCCCAUAGUCUGCAUUAUUCCAAAGUUUCUGACUAUCUGACUGAAUUCAUGCAGUACUUCUUUUAUUUUGCUUACCAUUGUUUUAUCCGCACUGUUGUUUCAUUGAACAUGAAUUUUUAAAACAUGUUAAGCCUUUUAUUUUUGUGAUGAUGACAUGCUGUUUUAAGAAGGGAAUUUUAAAAUGAACAAGAUGCACUAGUUCUAAGUUGUUAAUUUCAUUAACUGCCAAUUGUACUGUAUGUUUCACUGUAUUUGGGUUCCUCAUUACUUAUGAUAAAGAGGGGGGUGUGAGUUCUAAAGUC
Messenger RNA from Conger conger (European conger), 3461 nucleotides. It is a transcript of the gene tpcn2, whose product is annotated as two pore segment channel 2. Gene Ontology annotation, biological process: transmembrane transport; monoatomic ion transport. Gene Ontology annotation, molecular function: monoatomic ion channel activity; voltage-gated channel activity. Gene Ontology annotation, cellular component: lysosomal membrane. NCBI's taxonomy places the organism in Eukaryota, Metazoa, Chordata, Actinopteri, Anguilliformes, Congridae. Bases 362 to 2605 code for a protein of 747 amino acids. The record is from RefSeq and is a predicted model, not a curated record. The transcript has 25 exons.